AUGUAUGGGACGGAAUUUAAUCUAGCAGUGACUUGCUUCCAGGUUGGCGCGAUUCUUGGAGGUAUUCCGAGUAAUCUCAUGCUCACUUGGGUCAAACCCCGCUACUGGUUGCCCGGAUGUGAGUUGGCUUGGGCGAUUCUGACUAUCUUCACAUACAAAGUAACCAGUUACAGUCAGGCAAGUUCUCCAUAUUCCAUACCGACAACGAGCACAACAACUGAUGUUUCGAAGCUUUACCCAAACCGCUUCUUCAUCGGAUUCCUGGAGGGAUCCUCCUUUGUUGGUAUCCAAUACGUCCUCGAAUCCUGGUACAAGCGUACGGAACUCGGAAGGCGAACCGCCAUCUUCUCAUGUUCAGCUUAUGUGGAAACGAUGGUAAGUGGAUAUCUCCAAAGCGCUGUUCUGAAAGGCCUGAAUGAAACUCAUGGAAUCGCCCUUUGGAGAUGGGUAUUCAUCAUUGAUGGAGUCAUCACCAACAAAAAAAAUGCGUUCUACUUCACGGAAAAAGAUAAAAUGAGGGCAAAAGAAAGACUCAAGGAAGAUGGUAGAGAGCCGAAGGGAGACAUCUCCUGGAGCAUGUUCCCAAGAGUGAUCAAGACUUGGCAGCUAUAUGUGUUGACUAUUUUGUGGAUGUUCUGGAAUGCGACAGUCGGAGGUUGCAAAUACAGUGAUGCAACUCUGGAUGAAGAUCGACAAAGAACACAACCGGUCAAUCUAUCAAGGCAACAAUGUGCCAACAGCCAUAAAUGGGUGGAGCAUUUUCAUGAUCCUCGCUGCCAACGUAUACGUUGA
Cadophora gregata is the source of this 792-nucleotide messenger RNA. RefSeq lists its product as uncharacterized. Lineage: Eukaryota; Fungi; Ascomycota; Leotiomycetes; Helotiales; Ploettnerulaceae. Gene Ontology annotation, biological process: transmembrane transport. Gene Ontology annotation, molecular function: transmembrane transporter activity. The coding region runs from base 1 to 792 and encodes 263 amino acids. The transcript has 4 exons. Gene Ontology annotation, cellular component: membrane. The record is from RefSeq and is a predicted model, not a curated record.